This is a messenger RNA of Dipodomys ordii (Ord's kangaroo rat), 1151 nucleotides long. RefSeq names its product transcription elongation factor SPT6-like. The annotation marks the transcript as partial. NCBI's taxonomy places the organism in Eukaryota, Metazoa, Chordata, Mammalia, Rodentia, Heteromyidae. Gene Ontology annotation, molecular function: nucleosome binding; histone binding. Gene Ontology annotation, biological process: nucleosome organization; positive regulation of transcription elongation by RNA polymerase II; transcription elongation by RNA polymerase II. Gene Ontology annotation, cellular component: transcription elongation factor complex. The transcript has 8 exons. The record is from RefSeq and is a predicted model, not a curated record.
AUGGCUUGGCCAAAAAGUUUGGGCUUACUCCUGAGCAGUUUGGGGAGAACCUCCGGGACAGCUAUCAGCGGCAUGAGACAGAGCAAUUCCCUGCUGAACCCUUAGAGCUGGCCAAGGAUUAUGUUUGCAGCCAGUUCCCCACUCCAGAAGCUGUGCUAGAAGGUGCCCGCUACAUGGUAGCAUUACAGAUCGCCCGGGAACCCCUUGUUCGACAGGUGCUGAGGCAGACCUUCCAGGAGAGAGCCAAGCUAAAUAUAACUCCUACCAAGAAAGGUAGAAAGGAUGUGGAUGAGGCCCACUAUGCCUAUUCCUUUAAAUACUUAAAGAAUAAGCCUGUUAAAGAACUGAGAGAUGACCAGUUCCUGAAGAUAGGCCUGGCUGAAGAUGAAGGACUACUCACCAUUGACAUCAGCAUAGAUAUGAAGGGAGUUGAAGGCUAUGGCAAUGACCAGACGUAUUUUGAAGAGAUCAAGCAAUUUUACUACCGAGAUGAGUUCAGUCACCAGGUACAAGAGUGGAACCGGCAACGCACCAUGGCCAUUGAGCGAGCGUUACAGCAGUUCCUAUAUGUGCAAAUGGCCAAAGAACUCAAGAACAAGCUGCUGGCUGAGGCCAAGGAAUAUGUUAUAAAAGCUCAAGAUAUUGAAACUCUAAAGAAAUUUCUUCUGAAUAAGAAGCCUCAUGUUGUGACAGUUGCAGGAGAGAACAGGGAUGCCCAGAUGUUGAUUGAGGACGUGAAGCGCAUUGUGCAUGAGCUGGACCAAGGCCAACAACUCUCUUCUAUUGGAGUGGAGCUGGUCGAUAAUGAAUUGGCCAUUCUUUAUAUGAACAGCAAGAAGUCAGAGGCAGAGUUCCGGGAUUACCCACCAGUCCUGAGACAGGCUGUCUCCCUGGCCCGGCGCAUCCAAGACCCUUUGAUAGAGUUUGCCCAGGUGUGCAGCUCUGAUGAAGACAUCCUAUGUCUCAAGUUUCACCCCUUGCAGGAACAUGUUGUCAAAGAGGAACUCCUCAACGCCUUAUACUGUGAAUUUAUCAACCGGGUCAAUGAGGUUGGAGUUGAUGUCAACCGUGCCAUUGCCCAUCCUUACAGCCAGGCUUUGAUCCAAUAUGUCUGUGGCCUGGGGCCUCGGAAAGGAACUCACCUGCUGAAG